AUGCACAAGCCGCCUGCUGAGGACGUAUGGUGGUCAGAGACCCACCAGAGACUUACCAGAGACCUACCAGAGACCCACCAGAGACCUACCAGAGACCCACCAGAGACCUACCAGAGACUCACCAGAGACCUACCAGAGACCCACCAGAGAGUCACCAGAGACCUACCAGAGACCCACCAGAGACCUACCAGAGACCCACCAGAGACCCACCAGAGACCUACCAGAGACCCACCAGAGACCCACCAGAGACCUACCAGAGACCCACCAGAGACCUACCAGAGACCCACCAGAGACCUACCAGAGACUCACCAGAGACCUACCAGAGACCUACCAGAGACCCACCAGAGAGUCACCAGAGACCUACCAGAGACCUACCAGAGACCCACCAGAGACCUACCAGAGACCCACCAGAGACCCACCAGAGACCCACCAGAGACCUACCAGAGACCCACCAGAGACUUACCAGAGACCUACCAGAGACCUACCAGAGACCCACCAGAGACCCACCAGAGACCCACCAGAGACCUACCAGAGACCCACCAGAGACCCACCAGAGACCUACCAGAGACCUACCAGAGACUCACCAGAGACCUACCAGAGACCUACCAGAGACCCACCAGAGAGUCACCAGAGACUUACCAGAGACCUACCAGAGACCUACCAGAGACCCACCAGAGACCCACCAGAGACCCACCAGAGACCCACCAGAGACCUACCAGAGACCUACCAGAGACACACCAGAGACCCACCAGAGACUUACCAGAGACCCACCAGAGACCCACCAGAGACCCACCAGAGACCUACAGGUCACAGGUCACAGGUCUCUUUAAUGAUUUCAGAGUCACAGGUAUCUUUAAUGAUUUCAGAGUCACAGGUCUCUUUAAAUGA
Oncorhynchus kisutch (coho salmon) is the source of this 888-nucleotide messenger RNA. RefSeq names its product early nodulin-75-like. The record is from RefSeq and is a predicted model, not a curated record. The transcript has a single exon. NCBI's taxonomy places the organism in Eukaryota, Metazoa, Chordata, Actinopteri, Salmoniformes, Salmonidae. Bases 1 to 888 code for a protein of 295 amino acids.